GCUCCUGGGGCAGCUGGCGGAGAGCCAGUCCCAGGAAGAUAGCACGGCGCGGAAGGAGCGGGAGGUGAUGCUGCGGCUGAAGGAGGUGGUGGACAAGCAGAGGGACGAGCUUCGCGCCCAGGCCCAUGAGAUCAUCUGCAAGAGCCGAGACACGGAGGCGCUGCAGGAGCAACUGCAUCGCUUCAUGGCCAUGAACGAGGACCUGCGUCACAAGGUGGCCGUGGUGCAGGCUCAGCUCAAGAGCACGCUGGAGAAGAAGGCAGACCUGGAGGCUGCGAUGCUGCAAACCCAGAGGGAAAUGAGUAGGAGGAACAGGACCGCCUCUGAUAGCCAGCGGCCAAAGUCCAGCCUGGAAGGAGCGCCGUCACCCACGGAAGAGCCGCAGCACCAGGACAUGGACAUGGGCCGGAGCCCUGCUCACUGCUGCUUCUCCAUGGAAGAGCUGGAGCAGAUCCUGCAAGAGCGGAACGAGCUCAAGACCAACCUGUUCCUGGUGCAGGAGGAGUUGGCCUACUACCAGCGGGAGCUGCUGAAUGAAGAGAGAGUUCCCGGCUUCUUCUUGGAUGCGAUGAAGUCGACUAUCAAAAGACAGAGGAAAAAAAUCAGAGCCAAAAUGCUGGGAACGACAGAGGAGUCGGCGAGCAGCGAUGAAGAUGAGGGCUCCUGGCUCCCAGCGCGUGGUGCAGACUGCGUGGAUGCUCAGCCUCCCGAAUCCAAAAUUAGGAGCUUGUAA
Messenger RNA from Egretta garzetta (little egret), 733 nucleotides. It is a transcript of the gene RILP, whose product is annotated as Rab interacting lysosomal protein. The transcript has 6 exons. The coding region runs from base 68 to 733 and encodes 221 amino acids. Lineage: Eukaryota; Metazoa; Chordata; Aves; Pelecaniformes; Ardeidae. Gene Ontology annotation, biological process: cilium assembly. Gene Ontology annotation, cellular component: ciliary basal body; cytoplasm. Gene Ontology annotation, molecular function: protein dimerization activity. The record is from RefSeq and is a predicted model, not a curated record.